GCACCCACCUGGGCAUGGCCCCUCCCUCCACCCCCAGAAGGCUGGGCAAGAGCUUUGCUGGGACCCUGCCUUGGCUUAGCGACUCUCGUGGGCGGGCCCCUGGCUCUCCAGCCCCUGGGCCUCCCCCUGCAUUCUAGAGCCCCAGCCACCGCCAGAGCUACUGGCCACCGCCUGUUCCUUUCGGCUCUGCCCCUCAAUCUACCCCAUCCUGCAGGGAGGCUCCUGUCUGUCACCUGGUCAUGACCCCGGCCCCCACAGCCAACCUGGCUCAAUCUUGAGCUCUAGGACACCCAGUCUCAGCCCUGGGCCAUGGCCAACUCAGGCCUCCAGCUCUUGGGCUACUUCCUGGCCAUGGGGGGCUGGGUGGGCAUCAUCGCCAGCACCGUGCUCCCACAGUGGAAGCAGUCUUCCUACGCGGGCGAUGCCAUCAUCACAGCCGUGGGCCUCUAUGAGGGACUAUGGAUGUCCUGCGCUUCCCAGAGCACUGGACAGGUGCAGUGCAAGCUCUAUGACUCUCUGCUGGCCUUGGACGGCCACAUCCAGUCUGCGCGUGCACUGAUGGUGAUGGCCGUGCUCCUGGGCUUCGUGGCUAUGGUGCUCAGUGUCGUGGGCAUGAAGUGCACGCGAGUAGGUGACAGCAACCCCGUCGCCAAGGGCCGUGUGGCUGUCUCUGGGGGCGUACUCUUCCUGCUGGCAGGUCUCUGCACACUGACGGCUGUCUCGUGGUACGCAACUCUGGUGACCCAGGAGUUCUUCAAUCCCAGCACCCCCGUCAAUGCCCGAUAUGAGUUUGGCCCUGCCCUAUUCGUGGGCUGGGCCUCCGCAGGCCUGGCUAUGCUGGGUGGAUCCUUCCUCUGCUGUUCGUGCCCACCGCCUGAGAGAGCCAGCAGUGUCCCACAGCCCUACCGGCCGGGGCCCUCAACCACUGCCCGAGAACCAGUUGUUAAAUUGUCUGCCUCGGCCAAGGGCCCCUUGGGGAUAUAAUGCCCAGGUCCCCCACCUGGCUGUCCCCUGCUACACCUAGGCAGAGUGCGUGGCAUUGAUUUGCAAAGAGAAGUGAUCGUCCAGCCCCAGGAGACUGUCAUUGUCCCCGAGUGACUUGUGGGGAGGGUCCUGCUCAGAAAGAGCAGAGCUGGUUUCUGGGGUCUGUGAGCAGAAAGGUGGGGAGACCAAAGAUCAGGUUGGGCUACACAGACUCAGGACUGAGCAGCAAAAACAGCCCCUGCCCAAAAGUGCCCAGAGCCUGCAUUC
This is a messenger RNA of Suncus etruscus (white-toothed pygmy shrew), 1251 nucleotides long. RefSeq names its product claudin 19 (gene CLDN19). Gene Ontology annotation, biological process: bicellular tight junction assembly; cell adhesion. NCBI's taxonomy places the organism in Eukaryota, Metazoa, Chordata, Mammalia, Eulipotyphla, Soricidae. The transcript has 5 exons. Gene Ontology annotation, cellular component: plasma membrane; bicellular tight junction. The record is from RefSeq and is a predicted model, not a curated record. Bases 310 to 984 code for a protein of 224 amino acids. Gene Ontology annotation, molecular function: structural molecule activity.